UGGAUUCGGAUGCAUGGCCGCCCACUAUUACUUCUGGGCGGCGACCACGGCGGUCAUGAAUCUUCAACUAAAAAGUCUGCAUAUUGAAGAAGCAGCUGCCACGACCAGACACGUUAGUACAGUGGUCUACUAGGGUUUUACUACAUUGUUCUUGAUCCGUCGACGAACAUCAAAUAUGCAGCUACCAGCCACCUGCAGCUGAAGAAGAUAGUAGAACCAAAGCAAGAAGAAAACCGUGAUGGAUUCUUUCUUCAUGACGCAGCCCCCUCCGGGGCCCACGGAAACGUGGCUGAAGUGCGUCCAGGCGUUGGAAAAAAAAGCCGCGGCCGCACCGCCGCCCACUGUGAAGUCAUCUUCGAGGAAAAAGUUUUACGGCGGGGAAGACAGCGAAAAUAAGGCCACAAGGCUUGACGCUGACACCACAAGAAAUAAUACCGCGUUUGGUGGAAUUUUUACUGCAUCAGGAGGGCCAGAAACCAAGCCGAAAGACCCAAACGUCCUAUCCGAACUGAUUCCGCGAUUUUACCCGGCGGAACCUACCGAUAAGGAACAAAAAGAGAAGGAAAAGCAGAAGGAAUUGCUGCAGAAGCAGCAACAGAAGGCUCGGGAUGAACAUGACCUGACCAGCGCGCUGCUAUGCUCUGCAAAAGGAUCUGAUACUAGUAGAAAUCGCAUGACAAAUUCCCUCUGCAUGAACAAGAGCAGUGGAAUUUCUAAUGCGGAUUUACCUUGAGAAAGAGACUUGUCAUGCACGGUUGCGAUUACUACGAGUUCCGGACGAUCAACAUACUUUUGCAAUUCAUAGCUGCCGCACUUCGACGACAGUGACGAUGACGAGCUGUUGCAGUAUCAUCAUGAAAAAUUUUUCCCGCCUCCCCAUAUUCAAUGUGGAAUUUGUGUAGACUGAUUUGUGAUCACAAAUCCAUUUGUGAUGCUGGUAGGGAAGGGCGGAUGCGGACUGUAGUGCUGUCUGGCAUGACGGGAAAGCCUUGCCUCCUCUCCAGCAUGAUAGAGACCCACUGCAUUGCCAAGGACAGCAUGACAAAGUUCCUGAACAAAAUAGGCCGCAGGUGUGUUCGUUUACCUUCCAACAAUACAAGUGGAUUUGUGUACACAAAUCGUGCAUCAGAAAUCUCCUCUUGAUGUGGGGAGGGGGGAUUUUUCCUCACAAUAUGCAGGCGUCCUCUACUGGUGGGGCGACGAGCAAUAUCAAGUCCUAUUUGAUCAAUACAAACAACCAACAAAUCAUCAUCUCCAGUGAAGAGAAGCGUUUUCGCGGCGUUCUCUCCGUGCGCACGAGGCGGGAAGCCCGGCAGAAGAUGUUGCAACGGAAAACGGCGGAAUUACUAUGCAUUGCAAAUAAAGUAUUGUACUAGUAGUAGUAGCAAAAUUGCAUCACAAAUUUGCGUAGCAUUACAAAUGAGAUUUGUGAUGCUGUUUUACCUUCGAACGGAGAUUUGUCAUGCAAAGCAGCAAUCACUACGAACGAGUACGAUACUUUUGCACAGGAUAGUCACUCAACGAGGAUGAUUUGCACAAGCUUUUGGAGUAUCCUGUGCAAAAGUAUCGUACUCGUAUGGCAAUCAUGCAUUACAAAUUUUUUUCUUAAGAAAAUCUGCAUUACAAAUUUUUUUUUUCAUGCUGGGGAAAUUUGUGAUGCAUUUAUACAAGUACGAUACUUUUGCAAUCCAUAUGGAGCCCUUACGAAAGGCAGCGAAAAAAACGACAAACAGCUCGGUCAUUUUGAAUAGCAACAGAAACAACAACCCGAAUUCGUCCAAUUCAACCGAGCAGGAGGUCAUCGACUAUGCAAGCUUCAAAGCCGUUUUAUCCUAUGUAAACACGUCCCCACCCCAUAGUUGUCAUGCAGAUAUGCGAUUACAAGAAGUGAAGAUUUGUAAUGCGCUUCUCCUUGAGAGGCAUUUCCAGUCGUGUUUUGGAAUUUGUAAUGUAGUAAACAGGAUGAGCAAAUGGAUUGCUCAUGCGGCUUUCCAUGCUAACCAGCAGUACACUGCAGAUGGAAAUUUGUCAUGUAGAACUCCCAAAACUUGCAGAUUUGUCAUGUAGAACUCCCAAAACUUGUUCACUAUGAUGUGGGGACGUUUUUACUCAGGAUAGGUUUACAAGCAUGUUUUAGAAGAGUGUGUUAAAGCGGCGGAAUACAAUGCGCAAAUGAACGGCGAGGAUUUCGACGCCAGUAUGACCAAAGCGCUCUACGAAAGGUACUGAAUAUAAAACUUGUAUUGGCUUUUUUCUUUUUGUCAUGCGGAUCAUGGUCCCUCUCCCUAUAGUGCGUAGUAUUGACUGUCAUGUGCAGCAGGGGCAGGUUUCUGAUUCGUAUCUUCUGGUGUUCAUCGCUACGAUCAUACCAUCAACAACAUGUACAUGUUAAAUACCUAUCAGGAAAUUCGGGCCUUUUUUCACGGCCCGGUCGUUUUUGAAGUUCGGGUCCCUGAUUUCGCAUAUGAAAGUGCACAACUCCCCGUCCCCCACAUUUGUAUGGCAUCAACAGCAUUACAAACACCAGUACAGGUGGACCGUGUACAUGACAAGUUCAUGCGCCGAGUGUAGUACUGUUUGGAGUUCCGAAAUUUGUCAUGCACGCGGCGCCACAAGGUAGCAACUGGCUUUGGGUUUUGGCAUCACAAAUGAGGGGGAGGGGGAGUCGUGCGCUGUCAUAUCGCAAAUCGGAAUCGUGCCGUUUUUCAGCUACGUGGUGCGGAAGGUAAACAACAAGCAAACACGAAUAUGCAAGAAAAAAACUGUGUAAGUGUAAAUUUGUGAUGCGCUACAUGGAAGAUGAUUGCGUCUGUCAUGCUUGGCCAGCGUCGUAGGGUCCAUUAAAGGGCGUUUUCACGUACUAUCUGCGCAUGACAGGUUUUUGCUGUCAUGCCAGACAAAUUUGUAAUGCUGUUCCUCCAAAAAAGUUACACCUACAAUGUUUUUUUCUUGGAUAACGAAUUCAGUUGUCCUAUUACGACACGAUCGGACUGGGGUACCUCCGGGAGAAGGACGUGGAAAAUUUCAUCUUUGAAUUGAUACCGACCUUGCCGCAGCUGAGCCAGCUGCAAGAAGAGUUUUACCCGUUUUAUGUAUAAUUUUCUUUUCAGCUGAUGUUUGGUUUUGCAUGAUGAAUGUGGAUUCGGAUUUUUUGUGUGAUGUGACGCUGCCGGUGCCGCUACAGGGGUAAAAUAUAAAACUCUCCAGAAAACAAAGCAAUGAGCAUCUUCAAAAAUAAAAGGUCUUCACUGCGGUCCGGAAAUUUUUUUUCUUUCUGGACCAGAAACGCACCGGGAAAAUUUGGAUCAGGAAUCUCCUCGUGAGCUCCAUUCUCCCAGAACUCUAUGAGCUCCGGAGAUAUCCCGGGGAAAAAAAUGGUACUCGUACUUUCUCUUUCUACUUGCAAUCACACAGGACAAACAAGAAAUAGCUGUUGCUAGCACCGCAACAUGCUGCGCGCAAAAUUACCUUUGAUAAAAUUUGUCAUGCCACUUUGACUAGUACGAAGUACCAUUUUGCGAUGCAUAGCGGUAACAGCCACAUGAAUUCGAGCAGUGACAACAACCCGCACAACUUUAACCCCAACAGUAUCGAAAUGAAAAAUCCCCCCACCCCACAUCAAAACGAAGUUUGUCAUCCUGGAUUUGCGUACACAAAUCAGAUUUGUCUUGCGUGAGAGGACUGCAGGCCCAUAACAAGCCUGAGUAGAGAGGAUUUGGACUAGGCUCUUAGCACGAGACACGUCUGCGCUGUAGGCCUAAUAGCAUCACAUUUGCGGCGGAGCCUGUGGAAUUGCCUUCUUGCAAGACAGAGAUGAUUUGUGGUCGCAAAUCAGCAUUGCAAAUUUUCUGCGACGUACUUCUUCGAUAUGGGGAGGGGGGAUUUUUCCUCACAAUAAACAGCAUGAAAAACUGGUUUUCCGUGGAGUCUGCGCUCCGGGUAUGCAAGAAAAAGAAACUGCGUAAGUGUAACUUUCUGGUGGGGGGAACAGCAUCUCAAGUUUGCUCUGCAAAGCAGAGAAACACUGUCAUGCGUCGCUAGUAUGUGAAAACACGUACGAAAAGAGCCUCUGAUGCGGGUCCAGCAUGACAGUUGUAAGUGUCUACUUGCGUCGUCUGCAACACAAAGUUACACUUACACAGUUUUUUUCUUUGGAUAUCGGGUGUACGGCAUGUACUUGGAGCUGGAUUCCGACCAAAACGGCAUGUUGAGUCCCCAAGAAUAUCCACAGAAAAAUAAAAACCCAUCCCAAUCCAUUUUUUGCAUGACAAACACUGCUUCUGAUGUAUGUUUUGGAUGACAAAUUGGAUGGGGAUCGGUCUUUUUUUGUGGAUAAAGAACUCGCAAAGUACACAAAUUCCUACUUCUCCAACUACAGCGGAGUAUCUGGAAACGCCAAUGACAUGCUAUGGAAGGGAAAAUAAAACUCGAGGAGCUGAAAAUAAUCAACAUCUUUGAUGCAAUUCACAGCUGAGGUGUUUGUUUUUAGUAUGCAAGGUGGGACUACGACAUGAAUUACGUAAGUAAGAAAUCACGACUAAGUAUUUGUUAUUUACCACUAUCCACAAAGAACUCCAUCGUGCAGAACAUGAUGCAGCAAGGUGUGCUAGCUUUUUCUCAAACAGUGCAUCACUCCGUCCUGAAGAAUGUUUUGCACGGUGGGAAAAUUGACGGUUAUGUUGUGUCUAUUCCAAAAGUCAUCCAUACCCUGCGGGAAAAGAUUAUCCGCGAGGGAGUUGAUGCGAUGGCGUCGAGAUCAAUAGGACAACACAGGUGUCGUUCCUUCGUUUGAAUCAAAGCGUCUAAGUAACUUUAGUUCGAAAAUGUGAAACGCAAACGCGUGAGACCCAGAGGCUAGCACGACCAGAAGCACAACAAUUUAUUCUACUUCUGUGAAUAGCGUGAAAAAUAAUUAAGCUCCUACCAUUUUUCCCUUCCAUACAACCUGCACUUCCACUAUUACAGCUCCAUCGGUGUCUCAACCACGGGCCAGACCCUGUCGGAUAUGAGCUGCAAAUAUGUCUGGGUCUGGAAGAGUGAAACUUGUCAUGCUGCCUGUGGAUUCUAAAAAUAUCUGUAUUGCAUAAGCAACAAGAGGAGUCCAGUUCUUGCUACGCGGAGAGGGCAUUUCGAUUCCUCAUGCGUGAUAAGCAUCAAGAAGCUUUCAAAAAGUCUGGGAUGCUAGGACCUGCAUCACAGACCUCGCGGGUCAUACAAAAUAUGCAUGACAAACCUGGCAAUGUUUCAGACCCAGACACAUUUGCAGUUGAUAUCGGACGAAAUUAUACAAAGAGUCUUCGAAGAGUACCAGAUACGCAUUACAAAACUUUUGUGCCACGGAAAAACUGCAUCACAAAUUUUCAACGAAGAGGUCUACAAGUAAAAACGGAACUUGUCAUGCAGAGUCAGGCAAGCAAAAGAAUCUGUGAUGCAAGAUGUCGCACAAAAAUAUCCCUUUGCCACUGCAUAUCCGACCUACCGCGACGAUUCGGGCAGCCAGGAGAUGGACUACAAAACUUUUCUUGAUUUCGUCCUCGCCAUGCGGCAUCUGCGCUACAACUGCGAAAACAACAGCAAUUUUGACCACCCCGACGGCCCUAGCGGCUCGAACGGCCGAGAAGGGGGUGGGGGCAUAUGAACUGCAAAAGUAUCGUACUCGUAUAAAUGCAUUACAAAUUUCCUCAGCAUGAGAAAUAAAAUUUGUAAUGCAGAUUUGCCUUGGAAACAGGAUUUGUAAUGCAAGACUUGCAUUAGCAUUUGUACGAGUACGAUACUUUUGCACAGGAUAGGGCAACUACAAGGACAACGUGCGGGAGAAGGAGUAUCCUGUGUAAAAACGCCCCCGACCCAAGGGUCAAGAUGGGAAAUCUGCUAGACAAAUCCACGCGGUUUGGUUGUUGCGCAUGACAAGGUAGUUCUUGGGAUUGCUAUGUAUUCGCGUUUAGCCAUUGUAGCAGAAUCACUGAUCUAGCAUAUCAUGCUGAUUUUUCGAGCACCGCAACUCUCAAACACCACUACAGAUGAACGCAUCUCCUUCCCAUAGGGCUCCUCUGCAUGAGAAACGUUUUAAGCAUGCCGAUUCGCAUGACAACUCUGGGAUAGGCUCGUUUUUACUCGGGAGAAGGAGUUUUCGGAGUUUGGCAACCAGCAGUCCAUCAGAUAUCUCUGGAAGUUGAUCGACGUGAACCAAUAUCCUGUGCAACAGUAUCGUACUCGUAUUGCAAUCAUGCAUUACAAAUCUUUUUGUUAUAGGUAAACUCGCAUUGCAAAUUUUAUUUCUCAUGCUGAGAAAAUUUGUAAUGCAUUCAUACAAGUACGAUAGUGCUUUUGCAGUUCAUAACCACGACGACAAGGUCACCGUACCAAUCCUGCGCUACUUUCUGCGGGGCACACUGCGCAACUGCCAGCACUACGCGGACACGAAUGGGGUGAAGGUAGAAGACGUAAUCGACGAGAUUUUCGACAUGAUCCGGCCCAAAAACGCGGGGUUCAUCCAGUUAAACGACGUUCUGUACAACAAAAUGGGGCCGAUCAUGCUCGCAAUUCUCAUCGACUCGGACGAAUUCUACCGGCAUGACCAGCGCGAAAACUCCAUGCAGUCUGGCGGGGGUGGGGGCGGUGGCGGAUUCAGCGGCGGUGGGGGUUCUUCCAGCGGCAUGCAGAUUGAGCACGACCAGCUGGACAUUGAUCAGUACCACGAUGUUGGUCCGCCGACCAGCGGUAGCAGUAGCGGCCGCGGGGUCGUGAACAGCAGUAGUUCAUCAGCAGGAAAUAACGCAAACCCUUCCUCGUCCGGCGGUUCGUCCCGGAGCAGCAAUAAUGUCGCGACAUCAAGAACGCCGGAAGAUGAUCACGAUGCCACCGCGCAAGGUAAUUCUGGCGCGACAGCAUCCAGCACUUACGGGAGUGACGGUAAUAUUAGCCCUGCUGAUGUCAAUGCCGGUCAAGAAAACGAUGCCAGUGGGGUGUCAGCACAUCACGGGGGAGGUUCUGCAGGUGUACCCGGUGGAGGACCUUCGGAAACCAGCAUGGGCGGCGUUGGCUCGUCUCCGGGUUACAGUCCCACGUCGAUGGCUUCGUCCGGUAUGGGAAAAGGAACCAAACAUAAUGAUAAUCUACUUGCAUCGGGUCGUUGUUUUUCUAUGAAGUUCAUCAAGUUUGUUUUGUUUUCAGUUUCACAAAUUGACCUAUACAUUCAUUACGUAGAAGCAGCCGUAAAAAAACAUGAUCUUGCAACUGACGACGACCUGACGCAGCAAGAUGAUCUGUCUUCCAUGCAUACGCCAAGACCACUACCUGCCCGCCGGCGUGGGGAUACCCGGGCUCGGCGGUGGAUCCGGCGUGCCGGGAAUCUCCCCUACCAAAAUUAAAAAUCCCCCCUCCCCAUAUCAAAACGGAAAUUUGUGAUGCUGAUUUGUGGCCACAAAUCAGCUUUGUAUUGCAGAGAGGCAUUGCGGCCAGAUCCACAGGCUACGUAGGGGCGUAUAAUGGGUCUAGUUGUUCAGCAUGGGAAACGGCUCCCCUUUAGGCCCAGCAGCAUGACAAAUCGCUUCCAUAAGGGGGCGAAAGCUUAUGCCCUUGCCUUGUUGCCAGACAGAUGUGAUUUGUGACCUCAAAUCCGCAACGCAAAUUUUUGGAAGCAUACCUUGUCAAUAUGGGGAGGGGGAAGCUUUCCUUUCAAUAUUCCCCCAAGAAGAGCCGGAGGAUGAGCCGAAUCCGAGCCGACGGUUGUCGCCGCUGUCGUAGAUGGUGAAAUUCGGGGCGAGCUGAGAUCUUGUAGAAAUUAAAGUUGCAAAAAAUGCGCACUUCUUUACUCCGAGGAGGCCAGCACUACACCUCCUGUUGCAGGAUGAAUUGUGAUAAGAUUACUCGAGUAUUGUGAGCUGUGAGCCAAGAACAGCAGCUUCAGCGACGAUUGAGAACGUCGAAAAAUCUACUCGUCCAAAGUGUUUGCACAGACAGGAUUUUUCUUGAAGAGAUUGAGACGUAGAAGUAGCACAACUGAAG
This is a messenger RNA of Amoebophrya sp. A120, 8007 nucleotides long. The record is from the annotation of a GenBank genome assembly. Lineage: Eukaryota; Dinophyceae; Syndiniales; Amoebophryaceae.